AUGGGAGGUCGCGGAAGGUCACGAACUCAAAGAAAGCACUUCCGUGACAACAGAGAAAACGUCUGGAAGCGUUCCAAAUCCGAUCCAGAUGCUUCCUUAUCCUCCGAUAAAACUCAAACUACUCAUUGGGCUCCUUUCGCUACUCAGAACCCUUCCUUCGAUUCAUAUUACAAGGAACAGUUAAUAGUCGAUCCACAAGAAUGGGAAAAUUUCAUCACAAUUCUCAGAACACCGUUGCCUGCAUCGUUUAGAAUCAAUGCUAGUAGUCAAUUUGCCGAUGAUAUUCGUUCGCAAUUGGAAAAUGAUUUCGUGCAUUCUCUUCGCGCCGAGGUUGCUGAAGGGGGUGAGACAGAGGCUAUUCGGCCAUUGCUUUGGUAUCCAGGGAACUUUGCUUGGCAUUCCAAUUUUUCGCGGAUGCAGCUUAGGAAGAAUCAAACACUAGAGAGGUUCCACGAAUUCUUAAAGCUAGAAAACGAAAUUGGAAAUAUGACAAGACAAGAAGCUGUCAGUAUGGUUCCUCCCCUAUUCUUGGAUGUGCAUUCAGACCAUUUUGUACUAGAUAUGUGUGCUGCACCAGGUUCAAAAACAUUCCAAUUGCUCGAGAUUAUACACCAAUCAACAAAAGCAGGAUCUCUACCUGCCGGAAUGGUUAUAGCAAAUGAUCUUGAUGUCAAAAGAUGUAAUCUUCUCAUCCACCAAACCAAAAGAAUGUGCACGGCCAACCUAAUUGUUACUAAUCACGAAGCACAGCAUUUCCCAGGAUGCCGUUUAAAAGGGAAUCAAAAAAGAAAGGAAUUAGAUCACAAUAUUCACCAACUGUUAUUUGAUCGGGUUUUGUGUGAUGUCCCGUGUAGUGGAGAUGGUACGCUUCGUAAGGCACCUGAUAUGUGGAGAAAAUGGAAUUCUGGGAUGGGACAAGCGCUUCAUAGCCUACAAAUUUUAAUUGCUAUGCGAGGUUUAUCUUUACUCAAAAUUGGUGGAAGAAUGGUUUACUCUACGUGCUCAAUGAAUCCUAUUGAAAAUGAAGCUGUGAUUGCAGAGGUUUUGCGGAGGUGUGGCGAAUCAGUCAAACUUGUUGAUGUUUCUAGUGAGCUUCCACAACUAAUUCGUCGGCCAGGUCUCAAGAAAUGGAAGGUAUAUGACAAGAGCAGUUGGUUGGUCUCUUACAGUGAUGUUCCCAAGUUUCGUAGAAGUGUAAUUUUUCCCAGUAUGUUUCCUUCUGGCAAAGAAAACCAGGAUCCUGAUAAUGGUAAUUGUAAUGUUCACAUGGAAGAUGACAUUACUAGUGUAGAAAAUGGAAAAGCUGAAGAUGGUGUUGAAGCACUAGAGAAUCCUGUUACGUCCGAGUCUGCUGAUGAAGUUUCAGCUUUUCCUCUAGAACAUUGCAUGAGGAUAUUGCCUCAUGAUCAGAACACUGGGGCCUUCUUCAUUGCUGUGCUGGAAAAAGUUUCUCCUCUGCCAGCUGUUGCGGAAAAACCUAGCAAACACAUUGAUGAACAAAAUAUAGAACCACCAAACCAGAGUCUUGAGAACGCACAAGCACCACAGAUCAAUUCAUCUGACUGCACAAUUGAAGAAGUCUUCAAAGCAGUUCCAGAGGAAAAUAUGAUUGACAAUGUAUCCAAUUCAGAAGAUUUGGAAGUUAGUCCUCUUACACGCGAACGCCAGAAUUCCGAGGAAACUGAAGUGCCACAUAUUGCACAGGACACGGAAAAGAAGGUUCCAGGCAAAAGAAAGCUACAAAUUCAAGGCCAAUGGAGAGGUGUUGACCCUGUUGUCUUUUUUAAAGAUGACACAGUUAUUAAUAGUAUAAGGGACUUUUAUGGGAUUGAUGAGCGUUUUCCAUUCAAUGGCCACCUUAUUACACGUAAUAGUGAUACAAGUCACGUGAAAAGAAUUUAUUAUGUCUCCAAGUUUGUCAAGGAUAUUCUUGAGUUGAACUUCUCAGCUGGGCAGCAACUGAAAAUAACCUCAGUUGGCAUGAAGAUGUUUGAAAGACAAACAGCACGAGAAGGUACUGAUGCACCAUGUGCUUUCCGGAUAUCAUCUGAAGGAUUGCCCCUUAUUCUCCCAUACAUAACAAAGCAAAUUAUACAGGCAUCUCCUGUGGACUUCAAGCAUCUUCUGCAGGACAAAGAUGUAAAAUUUACAGAUUUUGCUGAUGCCGAGUUUGGUAAAAAGGCAGAAAAUCUAUUGCCAGGCUGUUGUGUUAUAGUUAUGGGUAAAGGGAACACAGUUGCUACAGAGUCCCUCAAUGUUGAUGAGUCAACAAUAGCCAUCGGAUGCUGGAAGGGUAGGGCAAGGUUGGCAGUGAUGGUUACUGCAAUGGACUGCCAAGAAUUGCUUGGAAGGCUUUUAAUACGUCUAGACACAGAAAAGGGCUCUUCUGGGCAUGUGGACAAAUCCUCUAAUGGUGUGGGAGGUGAACCCUCUAAAGAAGGUGAACAAUAA
This is a messenger RNA of Vicia faba (fava bean), 2451 nucleotides long. The record is from the annotation of a GenBank genome assembly. NCBI's taxonomy places the organism in Eukaryota, Viridiplantae, Streptophyta, Magnoliopsida, Fabales, Fabaceae.